CUCCGCCGCCCGAGGGAGCGCCGUGAGGGAGCGCGGCGGGGCCGCCCCGAGCCAUGGAGCGCUACGAGAAGCUGGGCAAGGUCGGGGAGGGCUCCUACGGCGUCGUCUUCAAGUGCCGCAACAAGGACACGGGGCAGAUCGUGGCCAUCAAGAAGUUCCUGGAGUCCGAGGAGGACCCGGUGAUCAGGAAGAUCGCCCUGAGGGAGAUCCGCAUGCUCAAGGUGGGUGGCUGUGAGGGUCCGGAGCCCCGCGCCCGGCACGGGCGGUGCCCGCCGCGGGGAGACCGGGGCAGGGAACCGGGGAGCCCUGAGGGAGCUGCCGGGGACGGGGCGAGCUUCCCAGCUGGUUCUGGGAGCUGGCUCCGCGUCGUGCAGGUGACACAGAGCUGUGCAGCUGGGUGGGAGCCUGCACAGGAUCUCAUCCCAAAGUGCAUCCACCGAGAUGUAAAGCCAGAAAACAUCCUGAUAACAAAGCACUCCGUCAUCAAACUCUGUGACUUCGGGUUUGCUCGGAUACUGACGGGUCCCAGUGACUCCUACACGGACUACGUGGCCACGCGGUGGUACCGCUCGCCGGAGCUGCUGGUGGGGGACACCCAGUACGGGCCCCCCGUGGACGUCUGGGCCGUGGGCUGCGUCUUCGCCGAGCUGCUCUCGGGGGUCCCGCUCUGGCCGGGCAAGUCUGACGUGGACCAGCUGUACCUCAUCCGGAGAACCCUGGGGGAUCUCAUUCCCAGGCACCAGCAAGUGUUCAGCACCAACCAGUUCUUCAGCGGGGUAAGAAUUCCAGACCCAGAGAGCAUGGAGCCGUUGGAAAUGAAAUUCCCCAAUAUUUCAUACUCGGCUCUGUCUCUCAUGAAGGGAUGCCUUCGGAUGGACCCUGCAGAGAGGCAGAGCUGUGAGCAGCUGCUGCAGCAUCCCUACUUUGACAGCUUCAGGGAGGCAGUGGAUCUGGGGAAAGAACAGGAGAAAACAGCUCGGAAAGCAGCCAGGCUGCCUCGGAAGCACAUGCCAGGGUUGCAGCACCUGCCCCAGCUGACCAGCAGUAACGUCCUCCCGGCUUUGGACAGCAAGAAGCACUGCUGCAAAACAAGGAAAUCCAACUACCACUUCCCAAACAUCUGACCACCUUCAGACCUGACUGUUCAAAGUUCAAGGAUGAAUUCGGGAUGUAUAAAGGGAGGAUACACGGUGGGAAACUAAAUUACUAAACGUUGUGACACGUCCAAAGUGAGUCCAGCCUGAGGAGAGGCUGCCUGACUGCUCCAGGUAGUUCCCAGCCUGCUCCAGAGACACCCCUGCCUCGCUCCUGCGCUUCCAGAUCACAGAGUGCUACAGCUGCUGGUAGUGACUUCACAGGCUCAGCAGGCACCACUCCCAGGAGAGCACACCAACCAUAACCUCUCCUUUCUUUACUCUUUCCAGAGUUUCUCCUGAGUGUUUCAUCCGUCAGUUGAGACUGGUCUUCUUGGCUGUUUCUGACAAUAGUGAAGCCACUUGCUUGUAGUUACAGGAAUUGUUUUGAUCAAAACUAAUCAUGAGCAUAAUUUAUAACGAUGGCCAGACACGGGCAGGAAUUCUACCUAAGUGUUUGUAUAAAAAGUGACUCGGGUUUGUGGAAUCUCAGGAUGUAAUAUUGGGUCGAUUUUGAAUAAAAGAAAUGUAGCUUGUUUUUCCAA
Messenger RNA from Empidonax traillii (willow flycatcher), 1678 nucleotides. RefSeq names its product cyclin dependent kinase like 1 (gene CDKL1). The coding region runs from base 54 to 1124 and encodes 356 amino acids. Gene Ontology annotation, molecular function: ATP binding; cyclin-dependent protein serine/threonine kinase activity. Gene Ontology annotation, biological process: protein phosphorylation. Gene Ontology annotation, cellular component: nucleus. Lineage: Eukaryota; Metazoa; Chordata; Aves; Passeriformes; Tyrannidae. The transcript has 8 exons. The record is from RefSeq and is a predicted model, not a curated record.